Salvia hispanica is the source of this 604-nucleotide messenger RNA. Its product is annotated as histidine-containing phosphotransfer protein 2-like. Gene Ontology annotation, molecular function: histidine phosphotransfer kinase activity; protein histidine kinase binding. Gene Ontology annotation, biological process: phosphorylation; phosphorelay signal transduction system; cytokinin-activated signaling pathway. The record is from RefSeq and is a predicted model, not a curated record. Gene Ontology annotation, cellular component: nucleus; cytoplasm. Lineage: Eukaryota; Viridiplantae; Streptophyta; Magnoliopsida; Lamiales; Lamiaceae.
AUGGAUUUCAAGGGCAUGGAAACAGAAGCACUCGACAAAUUGCUGAUUGAUAGCAUUCAUGAACUCGAAAAACAAAAAUUUGUCGAUCACCAUUUUCGAGAAUGCCAUUCGUUGAAAGAGGACAACGGUGUGUCGUUUUUCUUGGACCUGAUUCUCAUUUUUCUCAGUGAUGUUGAAUCAGCAGUGAAUGAGAUGGAAAAGGCAAUGUCUCAAGAAGUUGUGGACUUCAAUCAAAUCUAUUCAUAUUAUAUCAAGCUUAAAGGAAGCUCUGCGUGCAUUGGUGCUUGUCGAAUUACAGCUACGUGUUCCAGUUUACGUUAUGCUAUUGAUAACAAAUCCAAAGAAGGAUGUGUGCAGGCAAUAAGUCUUAUGAAAGAUGAAUACAACAGUUUGAAUGACCAGUUGAGCAAUAUCGUCAAGAUUGAGCAAGAACUUGUUUCCAGAGCUACAGGACAGGAGCAACGUGACUGAGUGGAUGGAUGCAGAAACAUAUAAAUACAGCACAAGCAAAAUUAUCCCUUCUGACUUUUUUAAUUUUUUCUCUCUUUUUAGCCUCUUAAGUGGAGUAGUAUAUAUAAUCUUGAAAUCAUUAUAGCAAAUGAAA